AUGCAUAGAAUAUAUAUAGAAGAUAAUUCGAAAUCAUCUAGGGAAAUGCAAUGUAGGCUGAACCCAAACAUGAAAGAAAUGGUAAAGAAAGAAAUCAUUAAAUGGUUAGAUGCUGAUAUUAUUUAUCUUAUUUCUGAUAGUCAAUGGGUCAGCCCAACACAAAUAGUUCCAAAGAAAGCUGUAUUGACGGUGAUCAAAAAUGAAAAAGGGGAAGAAUUACAAACAAGAAUCACCACAGGAUGGAAAGUAUGCAUUGAUUACCGCAAGCUAAAUGCAGUGACAAAGAAGGAUUAUUUCCCUUUGUCAUUUAUUGAUCAAAUUCUAGAAAAACUUGCAGGACAAAAAUAUUUUUGUUUCUUAGAUAGAUUUUCAAGAUAUAAUCAAAUAGCAAUAUUUCUAGAAGACCAAGAGAAUUUUUUUUUCACAUGCCCAUUUGGAACACAUGCAUUUAAAUGCAUGCCCUUUGGUUUAUGCAAUGCACCUGCCACAUUUUAG
This is a messenger RNA of Spirodela intermedia, 495 nucleotides long. Lineage: Eukaryota; Viridiplantae; Streptophyta; Magnoliopsida; Alismatales; Araceae. The record is from the annotation of a GenBank genome assembly.